Molecule: messenger RNA, 4608 nt
Organism: Myotis daubentonii (Daubenton's bat)
Lineage: Eukaryota; Metazoa; Chordata; Mammalia; Chiroptera; Vespertilionidae
Gene: ZBTB40
Product: zinc finger and BTB domain containing 40
Biological process (GO): regulation of transcription by RNA polymerase II
Cellular component (GO): nucleus
Molecular function (GO): protein binding; DNA-binding transcription factor activity, RNA polymerase II-specific
Source: RefSeq, a predicted model, not a curated record
CCUCCCUGAUAUCCCUGCCUCGCCAGCCUCAAGAUGGCCGCCUUGUGGCGUCUCUGGCGCUGUUGAAUGGAGAAAUCUUUAUUGUUCCCUUCGGGCAGGAGUGUUCGUGUCCUCUAUGGCGCUGUCAAUAAAGAACGGCAGUUUGAAUCGGUGCUGAACAGACCAGAACCAGACUGCCUGAGUGUGGACCUUGACCUAGCUGUGUAACUCUGGGAUCUAGUGCUGAUCCUCACAAAGCAGGUUCUGGAAGAAGAGAGGAAGAGACGGCCUCGCGGCAGAGCCGAUCCGAUGGAGCUCCCCAACUACGGCCGGCAGCUGCUCCAGCAGCUCUACACACUGUGCAAGGAGCAGCAGUUCUGUGACUGCACCAUUUCCAUUGGGACCAUUUACUUCAAGGCCCACAAACUUGUCCUGGCCGCUGCCAGCCUCCUCUUCAAAACCCUGCUGGACAACACAGACACCAUCUCCAUCGAUGCAUCCGUGGUGAGCCCCGAGGAGUUCGCCCUCUUGUUAGAGAUGAUGUACACUGGCAAACUACCUGUGGGCAAGCACAACUUCUCCAAAAUCAUCUCUUUAGCCGACAGCCUCCAGAUGUUUGACGUGGCUGUUAGUUGUAAAAAUCUUCUGAGUAGCCUUGUAAACUGCUCUGUUCAGGGUCAGGUGGUGAGGGAUGUCUCCAUGCCACCCUUGGAGUCAUUCAGGAAAGAGUCGGAGAAGCCUGAAGUAGAAAUCCUUUCUUCAGAGGGUGCGGGAGAGCCUCCUCCUCCCCGGGAGGGCUCCACCCCGGUGAAGGCCGAGACACAGGAAGCUGUCCCUACGGUUGCACAAGAGAUGAGUGUGGGUCCUUCCCCUGCCCAGGAGCUUCAGGGGGACGCAGACGCGCCAGUGGAGACUCCUCUCACUGCAGAAGUCUGUCCUUCCUCCCCUGUCCAAGCCUUCAGUGAGGCAAAGGAGGCCAGCACAGAACCAGAGUAUGAGACAAAACACUCCCAGAUGAAUUUUCUUCUAGAAAAUGAAAGUAUCUUCUCUGACGCACUCUUGGUUACCCAGGAUGUUUUAAAAAAACUAGAGGAAUGUUCAGAAAUUAAAGGUAUACAGAAGGAGACCAUGAUGGGAUGUCUUGUGGGUGCAGAAGGACGUUCAGCAUUCCAGAGAAUCCUGGAUAAAGUAAGAGAUGAGAGCCUGGAUGUUCCGACUGUUGUGUCCCUGCUGAGGCUGUACCAGGAUUCUAAUCCUGCAGUGAAGACAGCACUGUCAGGUGGAAAGCCAGAGGAUGGGGAAGCCGUGCAGCCAAGAGGGAGCAUAGGAGCGGGAAAGACCUUGUCCGCUCUGUUACUAGAACACAAAGAGGACCUGAUCCAGUGUGUAACCCAGCUGAGACCUAUUAUGGAACUCCUGGAAACAGCCACAGAGGAAUUCCUGCCCGGCACUGAGAAAAGGGUGAUUCUGAAUUGCUGUGAGAGCGGAACACCCAAGGAGACAAUAGAAAAGUUGUUGCACAGAAUGUCUGAGGAGAGGACCCUGACUGCGGAGAGUUUGGUAAAAGUCCUUCGGGCUGUGAAGAUGGCGUUCCCGGACUUGGGCCUCCUGCUGGAGAAUUUGCAGAAACUAGCCACUUUGCCGAGCACCCCAGUGCAAGCGAGCCCUGAAGAUUAUGGGACUGAGCUAUUGAGACGGUAUCACGAAAACCUCUCUGAGAUUUUCACAGACAACCAGAUGUUAUUAAACAUGAUCCCGCACCUGAAGAGUUUAGCCCCUGGAGAAAGAGAGGUCAUGGAGACGCUGGUGAAACGUGACUCUGGUUCGGGUGGUUUCAGUUCUUUGAUGUCAGCAGUUCUAGAAAAGCAGACUCUCUCCGCGACAGCCGUGUGGCAGCUGCUGCUGCUGGUUCAGGAGACAAAGGCCUGCCCGCUGAGCCCGCUCAUGGAGGAAAUGCGAAGGGAGCCGGGCGCCGGCGCUUUCUUCCGGGCAGUGACCACCCCAGAAAGUGCCGCCUUAGGAACCAUCCUGAGGCACCGCACAGUGAUCCUGGAGGCCAUCCAGCACACGCUUGAACUCAAGGGCUUCACCUCAGAGGAAGAGCGCCUGGCGGAGGCUGUGAAAGAGAUUCUGAGCAUCUCCUCUGAGACAGCCAGCCCUGAAGCUUCCCUGCGAGCAGUGCUGAGCAGAGCCACAGAGAAAUCGGUGUCGGCCACUGAGAUGUGUCAGCUCCUGUGCAGCGCCCGCCGCUGCUUCCCAGGCCUGCAACCUGUCGUGCAGGAGUUAGCUCACACUGGUUUCCUUACUCAGGAAAAUGGGGAGAAGGACAGGUGGAAGGUGAGUAAUAAAUUCCACCUGGGAGCCAACAACAAAGCUGCUGCGAAGGCAGCUGAGCCCGCUGAAGAAGACUGCCAGUCCCGGAAGCAGAGCGACCAAGGGGAGGCUCGGGCCUCGCCAGGACAAGAGGAAGAUACUUCUGCCUCCCCUGACUCUGCCAAGAAGAGCUUUGUGUGUAAGGCCUGUGACAAGAGCUUCCAUUUCUACUGCCGCCUGAAGGUGCACAUGAAGCGCUGCCGGGUGGCCAAGAGCAAGCAGGUGCAGUGUAAGGAGUGCAGUGAGACCAAGGAUUCUAAGAAAGAGCUGGAGAAGCAUCAGCUGGAGGCCCAUGGUGCAGGGGGAGAGGCUGACGUCCCCAAGAAGAAGAAGAAGAGGCUUCCAGUGACCUGUGACCUCUGUGGAAGAGAAUUUGCUCAUGCCUCAGGCAUGCAGUACCACAAGCUGACCGAGCACUUUGAUGAGAAGCCUUUCUCCUGCGAAGAGUGUGGGGCAAAGUUUGCAGCCAAUUCUACCCUGAAGAACCACCUCCGCCUCCACACUGGGGACCGCCCGUUCAUGUGCAAGCACUGCCUCAUGACCUUCACCCAGGCCUCGGCCCUGGCCUACCACACCAAGAAGAAGCACUCAGAAGGAAAAAUGUACGCGUGCCAGUACUGUGAUGCUGUGUUUGCCCAGUCCAUCGAGCUGUCCCGCCAUGUGAGGACCCACACCGGGGACAAGCCCUAUGUCUGCAGGGACUGUGGCAAGGGCUUCCGGCAGGCCAAUGGCCUCUCCAUCCACCUGCACACCUUUCACAACAUAGAAGAUCCGUAUGACUGCAAGAAGUGCAGGAUGAGCUUCUCCACUCUGCAGGAUCACCGCAAGCACAUCCACGAGGUGCACUCCAAGGAGUACCACGCCUGCCCUACGUGUGGGAAGAUCUUCAGCGCCCCCUCCAUGCUGGAGCGCCACAUGGUGACGCACGUUGGAGGGAAGCCCUUCAGCUGCGGGAUCUGCAACAAAGCCUACCAGCAAUUGUCUGGUCUGUGGUACCACAAUCGGACCCACCACCCUGAUGUGUUUGCUGCUCAGAACCACCGAUCUUCUAAGUUCUCAUCACUCCAGUGCAGCUCGUGUGACAAAACCUUUUCCAACACCAUUGAACACAAGAAGCACAUCAAAACAGAGCACGCAGAUAUGAAGUUCCAUGAAUGUGAGCAGUGUAAGGAGAUCUUCCCCACGCCAGCUUUGCUUCAAGUUCACAUCAAGUGCCAGCACUCAGGCUCGCAGCCAUUCAGGUGCUUGUACUGUGCAGCCACCUUCCGCUUCCCCGGAGCACUGCAGCACCACGUCACCACGGAGCACUUCAAGCAGUCGGAGAGCACCUUCCCCUGUGAGCUCUGUGGGGAGCUCUUCACCUCCCAGGCCCAGCUGGAGGGUCACCUGGAAUCGGAGCACCCAAAGGUGACGGGCACUGAGACCCAGGCAGCAGCCUCGCAGGUGGUGCAGGUGAUCCAAACCCCGGAGCCAGCCGCCUCAGCAGAGCAGGUGAUCACUUUGGAGGAGACCCAGCUUGCUGGAUCGCAGGUGUUUGUGACGUUGCCGGACUCGCAGACGUCUCAGACCAGCUCUGAGCUCGUGGCGGUGACCGUGGAGGAUCUGCUGGACGGGACCGUGACCCUGAUCUGUGGUGAGGCCAAAUGAGUGGCUGCCCAUCGGUGAAGGGGCCUGCGCUUGCAGCAAAGAGAAAGCUCUGUGGCGGGCCCUUUGCUCUCCGUCCCUGGCUGUCCUGCAUGAUGAGCAUCUUAGCCCAGCACCAACCAAAAUGGCCUCACUUGGAAAAUAGAUGGAAGACGUGUCAUUGUUCUCACAGCACCAACAGUGCCAACCCACCGCCCUCCCACAGGCUGGCCGUGGCCUCCGGGACACUGUCCAUCCCUCAGCAGAGCAUAGCUUCUGAAAUAGAGUUGGAAAGCCAUGGGCAGGAGCUGGUGACCAGGUAAGCAGAGAGGUGCCAGGAGCCCGCAGCCUUCUGCACAGAAUGGCAGGUGUGGGGCUGCAGGUGCUGUCAGUGCCUUCUGCCCACGUAAGAAUGAGAGAAAAGCACCCACGGACCAUCCAGGGGCCCCCAGUCUUGAGCACACUUGGCUCCUUCCUCCCAUCUCUCACCCCCCCAGCUGCUGGUCAUGGACAGGAGCAGCCUGUGAACAUCAAGGCCUCCUCUACCUGGGACUCCCACCCGGGCAGCGCCGUCAGCCCUUCCGCAAGUGAAGCCUUGGGAGAGUUCCUGCUGGACGUGUUCAGUGAGGCCAU